Amoebophrya sp. A25 is the source of this 4865-nucleotide messenger RNA. The record is from the annotation of a GenBank genome assembly. NCBI's taxonomy places the organism in Eukaryota, Dinophyceae, Syndiniales, Amoebophryaceae.
UGGCGACGGCUCACUAAAAAACACCCAGAAGUAGCAGGAGAGUCAGAAAUAGUUUUUACAGAUGAGCACACACCAAGUACAUCACAGAGAAUGUACUAAGUAAAAACUAACUAGACGUCCUCAAAAUGUGUUACCUUCUGAACGUCACGAGUGGCUUCUCACAGAAGACGUUGCUCCUUUUAGGCUGUGCGGUGACGUUUUUGUAUGGUGUUUUGUUUUCCGAAAUUUUCGUUGGGGAGUAUGCCUUGACGUCCCAAAGCUUAGCUGCCGCCUCUGCAUUCACGGACCGGCUGACGCAAGAUGACAACUUUUUCACGCCACGGAUUCGACUAAGGGUUACGGCUAGUGCUACUAGAUACGCUGUACUAGUGAGAAGUAUUGAUCGACUUCGACUUGCCCCCUCACAUAUCUUACAGGUUAGUCCUUCCAUCAUCCAAAGUAUGCUAGUGUCUAACCUCUCUUCAUCUUCAAUCUCUAUGUACUCACGUAGUGUGCGAUGACUUGAGUGUAAAUGUGUAAGUGUAACUGAGUGUAAAUGUGUGCGCGUAACUGAGUGUAAAAAAAUGUGUAAGUUUAACUGAGUGUAAAUGUGUAAGUGUAAAUGUGAGCUGAAGACUACAGGAGGCAGGGAUGUGAGGAAGGAGCCACGACAGGGAUCAUAACAAGGCAUGGUACAACAAUAACCAACGGGCAUCAUUACGACAGGGAUCAUGGACGACUUAGUCACGACCUUCCACGAUUUCUAAAAUAAAGUGGAUCGCUACAGGAGAGUACCUGGUUUACGGGUGUAUGCUGUCGACUGCAAUAUUUGCAGGGAUUCCAGCUGUCAUAAGCAAAGGAGAUGGAUAUGGCAGGGUGGCCUUGAAAGUUUUUACAGGUAUUCCAUACAGAAGAUACCGUUAAUAUAGCUCUAGUGGCGCCGUGGACUCGAGCACUGAAAAUCUGCGACCUACUGACUGAAAUAAAAGAUUUUUGACUGCAUAAUUCCUCUUCGUUUUUCAGUACCUCGCUUAUUUUACGUGGUUACUCGCUUAUUUCAGUUUAUCGAAUAACUGACUGUGUAUUGACUGGCCAUGUGGUAGUCCCUCUGUGGCUGCGCAUAUUCACCCGAGGAGGCAGGUCAAACUGUGGACGGUGAAUCAAAUCCUAUCCUAUCCAUGAUGUAGAGGUAAUGAUCGUACUGCUGUUCCUGACUACUUUCGUAACUUAUAAAUAUAUGAGCUAGAGCAAGAGCUAGACCUGCAAAGAAAUCUUUCUGCCUCCAGGUGUCGUCCUCCUCGUUACCUUUAGUACGUUCGUGUUGGGCCUGUGCAUGUUGAUGGUUGUGGAUUCUAUUGGGCCUAUUUUGAGACAGCAGUCUAUCGAUUAUUGUGCUUCGCCGGAUUACGAGUUUGCUAUGCAGGGGUUGGGUUGCGACAUUCACGGAAAUCCAUUGCCGAUGGAGUUAUGAAUUGGCUUUUUCGAAGAUAUAAUUACAAGGCUUUUUCGAUACUAUGACGACCCUAACCCUAAGCCCAGCCCUAAGCCCACUUGUGAAUAAGCAGGACAUGUGUUCUUGGUCCCACGUCCAAGACAUCCAUGUGUCUCCUACUACUAGAGUUGAAAAUGAUACGGCAAAACAGAAGCAGAAGCUGCAAGUAAAUUUUAUGACAUUGGGGAGGUGGUAGUGGUUGGACUAUUCAGAUUCGGAUGAAUCAACCGCCAUUCUUCUAACUCAGCUAAAGAACUCAUCUAACAUUGUUCCCAAGUUCUAUCGCAUCAGGGUGUGGACCUAGCUGCCAACAGCGGAUAGAAUUUCUGCAAAAGAUGGAAAACAAAUGUCAAAACAUGUGGCACCUCUGCAAGUCUCGAGGCUAUGACGAAGUUCACUCACCCUCUACUCAGUCGUCGAAGCUAAAAGCUCAGCAGUCGUCGCUUCUGAAAAACGAUCCUCACAUUGGGAAUUUGCCAGUAGCUGUUGCGGAUGGGAGUGGCUCUUUUAAGAAAGCUUUUUUGAUCGCAGAGGCAUAGACAUUAAGCUUCAACAACGAGGCUAGAAUGCGAUUUUCUCACCGACUUGCUUGGUCCGUCAUUUGGCGUCUCUUUCAAGGACAUUUACGUUAUUUGAGUGACUGGUUUUAGUUUUUUGGCAUUGGCUUCAUUUACACAGUCACAGGUGUUACUACAGAAGUAGAAGAAUUGUUCAUGGAUCUUCUAAGAAGUCUCGUCUGUCGCUCUCCUACAAUGGUAGCCAAUGCGCCUUAGGUCCGGACGGGACACGGGGGGCUGCUGCCUUCAGGAGUCCUUUUCCCAACACAGCGACGCAUUGCGAAGGCCUCUGUGACGGCGAUCAGCUGUGUACGGGCUACAUGACCGAGGAAGAUACCGUUGGGAGUGGGGCCAGUGGAUUCUUUUAUGGAGAUAUGAUGGGACAAGUAAGUAUGAUUAUGAUAGAAGUUGCAGUAAUAAAUUUGUAUUCCCUAGCCGCGUUCAACAUCAUCGUCUUGGAUGAAGGGUCGGACUAACAUUCUUAGGAUUUGAUGGGGAAAUACUAACGGGUAUGCUCUCCAGCAGCUGAGGAUGUUGCAGCCGCGGAUGUUGUAGAAGUACUAGAUCUGGACGCCCCUGGAGUAACAUGAUCCUCUCUCUGCCUAUUAUCUGGACGCCCCUGUCCUCACCUUUCAUUCCAUUUCGACCUCACCGUCCGCACCAACGGGGGAGCGAGUCUAUUGCACCCUUUACACGCACACUAGACCAGAGCCUAACUGGCAGGCGGUGGACCAGAGUCAUAAGACUGAACCCCUAGUAGCGCGAUCGGGAUGGAGCAAUGACGAAAAACUACUAGAUGUAGCACAAAAAAUGUCAAAGGAUACGGCUACUACUGAUCACGACAGGACACGGACGCCCAGGAACCCCGCGAGGAGGCUGGGUCUCCUGAUGGGUAUUUCCAUUUUUUGAAGGAUCUCGUCCUCUUUAGGAAGUCCAAGUCGUUCUCCCAGUUCUAUUACUUAGGUGGAGGUCGUCGGUCUUGCUCGUAGGCGUAGGGGCAGGCCCUCCCAUGUGUUGCAUCUCGAGUUUUCUUUUCCAUGAUUUCCUUUGCCAUUUAUUCACAACCAGGUUCUCAACAACAAGACGGAGGUUUUAUCACUUAUCGAUGUCAUGUUAAAGGCGCUUCUCUUAAGGCUAUUAGUAACGACUUCGUCUCGACUAAUUAUUCAUCUCAUAUAGUUAUAGAGAUCCCUCAACCAUUUGAUGAGGGAUCUCCACGCACGGGGAUCACGAGCUAGGUAAAACGUGGAGAUCCCCGUGCGUGGAGAUCCUCGGUGGAAAUAUAGGCGCAGGGAUGAACAACCUGGCAUAUUAGCUUUAAUUUUCUUGUGGUCGCAAAUUUUACGACGUAUGUGGCCCUGUUCGCUUUCUUGUGUUUAACGUAUUCUCUCCUUCUAGUAGCCGUCGCAGGGUGCAGUUUCGGAUACCUCUGCCCCUUUAGUCCAGCCAAAACCGGAUUUGCGCUUUGUAUUUAAGCCUGGAUUUUAUCUCCUAAUUCGUUGGUUCUCUUUUUUAUCUCCGCUCAUUAGUCACAAGGUCAGGUGAGGUUAAAUAAAGUUUCAGAUAGUCGUGGUGCUACUGCUAGUGGAGUGAGGUUUGACUAUGUCACUUUUUUAGAUUGAGGUCUCAACUCAAACUCUCAUCGAGAGAGAGACAGAUGAAAGAGGAGACUCCUGGCGUGUAGGACGCGAAGAGCCUCCUUACUACCUGCGCGUUUUAGAAAAUUCCAAGAUAUUGUCUUAAUAUGAUCUCUCUUAGCGGUCCUUCUCUGGUCGGGGUUGUUCGCUUCGAGUAUGCAUGUCUUUAACUUAUCUGUACCUGCUGUGAACCCGACCGAAGUGGUGAAGGUGAUGAUGGGGAAGACAAUGUUGAAUUGGUGCAGCAUGGGAGCUAUGAAAACGAAGACGCGGGUACUACUGCGUUGUUCAAUCCAGCAACGUAUAACACAGGUGGCGCAGGCGGUGGCAUGAGAUUAUGGCUACAUGUACAUAUGAUUAUGAUGCAGUGGUCAGGGUCACUCUGUUACAUGUACAUACGGUGCAGUGGUCACUCGUUUGAACCUAAAUAAUCUUCUUUUUACUUGUUAAAAAGAGCAGCAAGAGCAUGGAUGGACAUGCAACAUUUUUUACAAAUGCGGUUCAGAAAAUUUAAAUUGGUUCUUGUUAGUAGCAGCUGCGUCUGCAGCAAUUGCCUUCAUCAUUGGUUCUUGUCUCUGAUGGAAUUCUAGCAUUGUUCGAAACUCCAGCAUUACGCCCGUUCUAAUCACAAACCCUUUUUUGAAUCCCCGUGGCAUUUUGGGAGAGGGAAGUAUGUCUUGGUCAUCUGGGAGAGGAUUCACUUCUUCUUCAGCAUCUUCAGCUGUGAUGCAUCACGAUGGCAUAACGGGAAGCAGUUCGUCGGGAGGUGCUCAAGGAGGUGGAAAUUAUUUGGAAUAACGCAAAAAUCUAAAUUUUAUCCUCCAGGAGCGCUUGUAUACAUGUGUAGUACAGUUUUCGCGAAAAAUGUUGAUGAUGUUCAUCCAUGAUCAUAACCAUCUCGAGAAAAAAAUGUCAUCCGUCUUUCACCUCGAGAGUUGGUUCUUCUAUUUAAUUUCACAUUUUCAUUUAUUUGAUUCAUUUUCAUUCCGUUGCUCUGUGUAAGAUUUGCUUCAAACUUGACCAGGGAGGGUUAGACCUGAUAAGGCUAACCCGACGAUGUACAGACAAUGAACAGGACGAUUGAUUGUCAGGCACGAUCCUAAAAAUAAAGAAAAACAGAGUUGAAAGAAAAAUCAACAUUUCUACUCAUCGAACCACACCAUGAAGCGACAGCGAGCGUGCUUCCUGAACGUGGUGAGA